Molecule: messenger RNA, 896 nt
Organism: Dermatophagoides farinae (American house dust mite)
Lineage: Eukaryota; Metazoa; Arthropoda; Arachnida; Sarcoptiformes; Pyroglyphidae
Product: histone H2A
Cellular component (GO): nucleosome
Molecular function (GO): DNA binding; structural constituent of chromatin; protein heterodimerization activity
Source: RefSeq, a predicted model, not a curated record
AGAUUCUUUACGACGACGAUGUUUCUUCUUCUUGUCCGUAGCACGAACAGAUUUCUGUGCUUUACCAGAUUUUUUGACAGCUUUACCAGUGCUUGGUGGGGCCAUUGUUGCAAAUUUGUUGUGGAAAUUCAAGUUGUUGAUCGAAAUAACCAAACAAACAGAAUAAUGAUUUUUGCCGUCCAUGUUCGACUUAUAUACGAUUCUAAGUGGUGUACGGAGCACGAGCCAAUCACAUUUCAAGAAAGGAGGAGCUAAAAAAUUUGGCGCGUUUUUGCUACGUACACCACUUUUCGAGUGAAACACGGAGUAUUUAAGCCAAAUCAUUGCAAUACAUUUCUAACAUUCGAAAUUUUUUUUUGUUUCGCUAUUCAUUUGCUCAUUCACUUCAAAUCAAAUCGAAUUUACAAUGUCUGGACGUGGUAAAGGCGGUAAAGUCAAGACCAAAGCCAAGUCUCGUUCAUCCCGAGCUGGUCUUCAAUUUCCGGUUGGUCGUAUCCAUCGUUUGUUGCGUAAAGGCAAUUACGCUGAACGUGUUGGCGCUGGUGCUCCAGUCUAUCUUGCUGCCGUUCUUGAAUAUUUGGCCGCAGAAGUUCUGGAAUUGGCCGGUAAUGCAGCCCGUGAUAACAAGAAAACCCGUAUCAUUCCUCGUCACCUUCAAUUGGCCAUCCGUAACGAUGAGGAAUUGAACAAAUUGUUGAGUGGUGUGACCAUUGCCCAAGGUGGUGUGUUGCCCAACAUUCAAGCCGUGUUGUUGCCAAAGAAAACUGAAAAAACUGCUUAAUUUCAUUUACAUUUAAUUUCAUUUUCAUCAUAUAAAACGGUCCUUUUAAGGACCACAUUUCAUUUACCGAAUUCGAGCAUUUUUUUGUAUAAUAAAAUUUUCAUUUCGUAAAUAA